Messenger RNA from Verticillium alfalfae VaMs.102, 1827 nucleotides. RefSeq lists its product as hypothetical. Gene Ontology annotation, molecular function: protein binding. Bases 1 to 1827 code for a protein of 608 amino acids. The transcript is spliced from 3 exons. The record is from RefSeq and is a predicted model, not a curated record. NCBI's taxonomy places the organism in Eukaryota, Fungi, Ascomycota, Sordariomycetes, Glomerellales, Plectosphaerellaceae.
AUGACGAUCAAGUCGGGGGUGAUUCAAGGUCUGCUCUCGCACAUCAGCUCCUACGCCCAGGUCUUGCAACUGAGCGUCAGUACUCUGUCACUAGGAUCAUUACGCGCACAACAGAAAUCACAAGACGAGGUUCAAAAGGAGAUCAAAAAGCUUACGCAACAAAUCCGAUCUGCCGACCUGUUCGCGAACCAUGCUUGGACCCGACGCCCAAGCGCAAUAAGCUGGGGCGAUACGGAGACACGCUUUGACGACACUGAGGCGUUGAAGCAAGAGAUCCAUGCGUGGAGGAUAUCUGCAGAUGACGUUGCGGCGGCUGCGACCUUGCAGGACUCGAAGAAUAAUUUAUCAGACACUUCGCUGGCCCAACUGAUAUCGGGAAGGUCGUCCAUUCGAACAGCGCCCUCGACGAUAGGCGUCGAAUCAGACCCGAAAUUUGAUGACUGGGACCCGCAGCCGCAUAGAAGGGGGACCAGCCUGGGCCGCGACAUCCUCGAGGUGCAGUACGAAGAAAACCAAAGCAUUGUACAACAGUUGGAGGACUGUGGCAUCUUUCUCCGGGCGUCGUCGUUUCAGAAGAGAGGUAUUGAAAUGAGAGAGCAGCUCUGCAGUCCGAACCACGGCGUAGAGUUUCCGUUUAACGAUCGAGCCGCUAUGAAGGAAAAACUUGCCGACAUUCUCCUUUCGUGUGAAACGAGCGCCGAAGAUUCAGAGGCCCAGGGUAUUCUGCAAGGCGUCCUCGCCGAGGAGGCUGUUCAGCCGGAAGACCAGCAGGACCAAGUCCGACUUGGCCGUUUAUACCACAAGCUUGGCAGCCUUUUCCGCCGGCACGGCAACCUGGACCAAGCCGAAGAGUUCCUGAGUCGAGCUCUCGAAGACAGACGAAAUUCCGGUACCGUACCUGCUCUUGAAGUCCAUCAAACUGCGGAGCUUCUGGUCGAUGUUCUGCAAGAGCAAGGCAAGUUUGACGAGGCUCGAGGAAUCCGGAAACGACUCCGGCAGAUAUACCCAGACGAGAACAACGAUAGCCCAGUAGAAAGCAAUGAGCUGUCGAGAGCAUAUGCUUGGUGCACCGAACACGGGUUCGAUAUCGACGCUGAGACUUUCAGCUUCAACGCCUACAGUGAGGAGCUCAACACGACGCCAGUGCACCUGGCUCUCACUGAACGUGAUACCGAGAUCCUGCCUCUGAUGGUAAAGCAUGUAGCUCAUCUGGACGAUGAAAGUCACGAGAACCUAGCCACACCUCUUUUGCUGGCUGCCUCAACGAGGAAUCGUCUAUCGGUCGAGAUACUUCUCCAGUACGGCGCCAACGUCGAUCAUCGAGACAGUCACGGCAUGAGCCCUCUCCAUCGAUGCCAAACUCGAGAAGGGGGCGUGCAAGUGGCCACUCUUCUCCUUGACAAGUGUCCGGAUGUACUGGACAUGGUUGACAAGCAGGGUAAAACAGCCCUGUACAUGGCCUGCGAGAAGGGAAACAGAGAGAUGGUCAAGUUCUUGCUCGGGAGGGGCGCUGAUCCCAACAUUUGCCAGAGGACACCGGGUACGGAACGAGCCAGCACUGAGAAUGUGUGCACGCCGCUCAUUGCCGCGAUCAAAGACGUGCCAGAUUACACGUGCAAAGUUGCCAUUGUGGAGGAUCUUCUUGUUCAUAAGGCGAACCCACAAUUGACUGAUGCGUACGGUGAAACUGCUUUCGUAGCAGCAAACGGUCUUGGGCUGCCUCGAGACAUAAUCAAAGAUCUGCUGCACAGGUUCCUCAUGCGGGAGCGACGCAGGGUCGACGAGACGAAGAGGACUGAGGCUAGGCUCUCUGUUGAGCAAGACUAG